Prunus armeniaca (apricot) is the source of this 357-nucleotide messenger RNA. The record is from the annotation of a GenBank genome assembly. Lineage: Eukaryota; Viridiplantae; Streptophyta; Magnoliopsida; Rosales; Rosaceae.
AUGGCGACGCUUAUUGGCAACCUCUUCUCCUCCCCGUUUCUUGUGAGUCAACUCGGUAACUCGAGGCCUCACAGGUUCAAGCUCAAGCCUUGCACUCCACCGAUCCUAAAACGCUCCUUCACGGCAGCUAACGUUAGAGCUUCUUCUUCCACCUCCUUGGUCGACACCACACCAACAUUUGAGUUGGCUAAGGAUUUCUUAAAGCCGGUCUACGGUGGAAGUAUCAUUGAUACUAGCUGUGGCAGUGGAUUAUUUUCUAGACUUUUCGCCAGGAGCGGAUUGUUUUCUCUCGUUGUUGCUCAGAAAACAUGUUGCAGCAGCAGUGCUAUGAAUUCAUUCAACAGGAGGAUAAUAUAG